Messenger RNA from Sebastes umbrosus (honeycomb rockfish), 2418 nucleotides. RefSeq names its product N-acetyltransferase 15 (GCN5-related, putative) (gene naa60). Gene Ontology annotation, cellular component: Golgi membrane. The transcript is spliced from 6 exons. Gene Ontology annotation, biological process: N-terminal peptidyl-methionine acetylation. Gene Ontology annotation, molecular function: histone acetyltransferase activity; protein-N-terminal amino-acid acetyltransferase activity. The record is from RefSeq and is a predicted model, not a curated record. Lineage: Eukaryota; Metazoa; Chordata; Actinopteri; Perciformes; Sebastidae. Bases 747 to 1394 code for a protein of 215 amino acids.
GAGGAGAAUCUCAACACUGAUAGACUUUCGCGAGACAGCGUCACGCGAAUUUCUCGCUCGAGUUAAAAUAUUUCAACUCCCGCAAAUACGCAAAUGACGCAAAUUUUGCGUGUUUGCGUCACAUCAUUCGUGUCGCCCGGUGUAAAUUUGCGUCUAUCGCCCCUUUGCAUUGACUUUGCAUGUAAUUGCUGCACGAAAAGUUUUCUUCGCUCUUGGUUAAGUCAGAAAUUAAGAAAACCAAGUUGAACAACUUUCACAAUCAGAUCAUCAGAUGUUUUUCAGACGAUUUUCUACAAAAGAUUAAUAACAUUUACUAUAUACUGUAUAUAUACUGUAUAUAGAGCCUUCUUUUCCUGACUUUAGAGACAAAGUUAGGAACUCAAACACAACACAAAAUUAAACAACAUCUUCACUCUUUUAAAUCAUAAUAGUAUGUACACUACAAAUGAAAAUGGGACUCACUUUCCAUUUCUCCCAAUUCACACAGCUUGCACAACCAGUUUUCCUGCCGAAUGCUUUUGGAUCUGCCAACCUCCAGAGGAAGAAUUCCAGUUAUUUCAGCUAUGACAAGAUAUUAUCAAACUUUAAUAAAAGCUUUCUUUAUCAGAGUUAGUUAACAUUACAGCAUAUUUUGCAUAAAAUGUAUUUUGCAUGCGGCUGCAUGCACUGGACCGUGAAGGUUUGGUACGAAUACACAAACCGUUCCAGCCCUAAUAAAGAAUCCCAUUAUUUUGCUAACUUUUUGAAUGCUAACCCUUCUGACCUCUGACUGCAGGUACCCAGACUCAUGGUAUCAGGACAUCACCUCCAACAAGAAGUUAUUUUCCCUUGCUGCCACCUUCAGAGGAGGCAUUGUGGGAAUGAUUGUGGCCGAGAUCAAAGGCCGGACCAAAGUACACAAAGAGGAUGGAGACAUCCUGGCCUCCAGUUUCCCUGUGGACACACAGGUAGCCUACAUCCUCAGCCUGGGAGUGGUCAAAGAGUUCAGGAAACAUGGCAUAGGCUCCCUACUGCUGGACAGUUUGAAGGAGCACAUCUCAACAACAGCCCAGGACCAUUGUAAAGCAAUCUACCUGCACGUCCUCACCACCAACAACACUGCCAUCCACUUCUAUGAGAACAGGGACUUCAGGCAGCACCACUACCUGCCCUACUACUACUCCAUACGAGGCGUCCUCAAAGAUGGAUUCACAUAUGUGCUCUACAUCAAUGGGGGUCAUCCACCCUGGACAAUAUUUGACUAUAUCCACCACAUCGGUUCAACCCUGGCCAGCCUGAGCCCCUGCUCCAUCCCUCAGAGGCUGUACCGGCAGGCCCAGUCCCUGCUGCGCUCCCUGCUGCCCUGGUCCAACAUCGCCUCCAAGACCGGCAUACAGUACAGCAGAACAAUGUGACACCAACGUGGAGUGCAACUGUUUCUCAUCAGUCUUCCCCCUGUACACACCAAGAUGUACACGCACACUCACAUUCUCAAUCCCGUACGGCGUUCCACACCCCGCGUUCGACACAGGUAUCAGGUUCAACCUGCGUUUUGACCAUUCGCGCACUAGAACGAUAUUCCCGUUUGUCACUGUUCACACAAAGAUCCGGGUUUGCAGCCGUGGUUCUGCGCCCGCUGCUUAACAGGGUUGUCGCAUUGCAACGUCAUCACAACUGCAAUGUUGGAUUUUAACACCGACAGACUGUGUGAUUUGCUAAAACCAUAAGACUUCUUUUAAUCGUUCAGUUACUGUACUGUCCCCGUAUAUACUACACUAUCCCAUAGUUACUACAGUAACCUGUGUUUACCCAGUCAUACCAAAGCCGAGCAGUGUCUGACCUGCUUUCCACCCAGGCGGCAGAGCAAAGCGGAGGUUCAGAUAAACCGUGGUGACCCGGGCACACAGACGGCAAACAUGGAUCGUAGUUUUGGUGUGGAAACGGUGUAACACACACGCACUGGGAACCCUACAGAGACUGCCUAUCUUCCUGUCUCCUCUCAUCCUGUCCACCACUGUCACAGAGACUAUGUAUACUGUUUGUAUAUUAUAUAUACUAAGCUAAUAUAUGAAUUUCUCUCAAUAUGUAUGUCUAUUCUAUGCUGUCGGUAGUUGAAAGAUAACCCCAUCCUGUCCCCUUUUCGAGUGUAGAAUGAAUCAUGAGUCAAUUCCACUUUGUAAAAUAGAGACUCGAGGACAAGUUAAAUUGAAUUCUGUGAAUCUAGUUUGUUAAUAGGGUAGAAUAAAGCUAAUUAUACACAGGAGACUUUGAGACACAAUGUAGAUGGGUGAUAUAAUUAGUAGCAACUGGAGUUUUCAAAAAGGAUUCAUGAUAUUGUCGGAGUUGCUGUGUGCAAUACUUUGUACUGGGAACUGUGACAUCAGUACAGAAACCUUUACUGCAAUUAAGGCUGUCAAUCAAUUAAAAUAUUUAAUCGCA